Morus notabilis is the source of this 1912-nucleotide messenger RNA. RefSeq names its product protein SSUH2 homolog. Lineage: Eukaryota; Viridiplantae; Streptophyta; Magnoliopsida; Rosales; Moraceae. The coding region runs from base 208 to 1452 and encodes 414 amino acids. The transcript is spliced from 7 exons. The record is from RefSeq and is a predicted model, not a curated record.
CUUAACAAGGAGAGUUAUUGGGGAUAGUGUGGAACCAAAUUCGUCAACAACGAGGCUGAAUUGACCCAAAUUUCCUUCAUUGCUAAGCAAAAUUAAUUAUUUUUUUUCCCCAUAUUAUUAGUUGGCCCCCCCCCCCCCUCUCAUACUCACCAUCUUCUUCACAAUCACAUAACACAAACGAACAACAGCAACACAAAGGACGUUAUUAUGGAGGAGCCUCUUCUCUCAGGACAAAGCAGCGAAUCUGGAGAGAAGGAAAGCGACGAUAAAUGGAGUUCCUAUCAGUCCGUGGGAAGAAGACCUGGCUCUGUCUUCCCGACCUCUUCUGUCUCCGACGCCUACUCGCCUUCACUUCACGCCGCUUUGCUCUCUUCUCCGGAGCCCCACCGCAACGAGCAAGCUAUUGUCUAUCAAGGUGUAUAUGGAGGAGAUUAUGGUGGUACUGGUACACCGAGCGAAGUUGGCAGGCAAAUUUUAGACGAGGUGGAGAUACGAGAGUUGCUCAUUGAUCAUGUUGGGCAUCGCUGCUGUUGGGGAAGUCGUCCAGCUCGGACGUGGAACAUUCACACAGUGGAAGAUUGCAAUGUCUAUGUUGGAACUCUAGAUACUUUCAUAGAGGAAAGGGACACUAUAAAAGAAACAAAACCAUACCUUGGUGGCAAUAUUGAUGGAAAAGACAAGGGACCUGAACUUGGAAUCUGGGAACUGGAUCUAAGAUCUCAGUUCCCUGUUUUAUUUGUACCUUAUCAGGAAUCAAGAGCUAAAAUUCCUCAUUCUGAAAUUAUUGAGAAAUGCUCAGGUUGCGCUGGACGGGGAGGAAUUGUGUGCAGUACAUGCAAUGUGAAUCAAGAACCUGGAUUCCAUAAGGAAAACCAGAUGAUUCAGUGCCCUACUUGUUAUGGAAGGGGAUUAAUUGCUCAUAGAGACGGUUCAGAUACAACAUGCGUGAAAUGUGAUGCUAAGGGGAGCAUUCCUUGUGCAGCUUGUGGAUCCCGCGGUCUUAUUAAAUGCGAGACAUGUCGUGGGAGCGGGUCUCUUGUUACUCGUAGUAUUUGCAUUGUUAAAUGGAAGACGGUAUCAACCCGGAAGGUCAGUGGAACCAGCGGAGCAGCAUCAGUUCCUGAUGAAGUUUUCCAUAGAGCCAAAGGUGUCCAGUUAUGCAACACUCAGGCAUACCAGUGCACUCCAGCCUUCUUUGCAGACUCUUUCUUCCUCAACAAAUUUUCUUCUGAAGUUAUUGCAGACAGAGCCUCUGUCCCUCCCAGUGCAAGGGUCAUAUGCGAGAGGCAUACCAUCUCUGUUGUGCCGGUGAUACGAGUUACCAUGGCUCACCGUGGCCGAUCCUUCAGUUUUUAUAUAAUCGGAAAUGACAGAGAGGUAUACUUAAAGGACUACUAUCCCUCAAGAUUUUGCUGGGGUCUAUGUCCUUGCUUAGAAUGGUUGAAGUUUUAAUUUGGCAGAUUCUAUCUGCAAGACUCAAGGGCUCACUUUUCCGUGCUAUCAAUGUUCAUAGUUCUGGUCUGGGCCUGCUUUGUGAGAGUACCAAGCUAUUUAUUGGUUGAAGUUAUUGCGUUGUUUAUUUAUGUCCAUAGGAUGAUAUAUGUGAAGGUUAAUAAGAGAAGUGAAACUAUUAUUGCUUGAUAAGUUUCUGUAUCUAAUAGUGCUUUUAUCUUGAGUUUUCCCUUGUAAUAUCUUAUUGAAUAUUUUGGCCUUCUGACACGUUUGUGAAUAUUUGUGAGUGCAAUUCCAUUUGUCCAAUAUAGUUACAGAUCAACACGUGAAGUUUCAGGAUUGUAUGCCCCUUGUAAAGAGUAUUGGAACUGUAAAGAGUAUUGGAACUAUCACUAGCUUUGCCUUUUCGCUUUUUUGUUUGUAUACUAUAAUGUAUGCAUGUUUUACUCUUCAUUUGUCA